Drosophila miranda is the source of this 1498-nucleotide messenger RNA. RefSeq names its product alsin-like. The record is from RefSeq and is a predicted model, not a curated record. The transcript has 3 exons. The coding region runs from base 695 to 1498 and encodes 267 amino acids. NCBI's taxonomy places the organism in Eukaryota, Metazoa, Arthropoda, Insecta, Diptera, Drosophilidae.
UAUAUAUUUUAUUCGAAAUGUGCGGCUUGCCAGGCAAUUAGUGGAUGAAUUUGAGGGCGCUUAUGGUUUUUGAAGCCAACAAGUGCAAAUGGCGAUGGAGAAUCAUCAAAGUGCAAUGAAAUAUUCGAAAUAUUUGCGGCACCGGCCUCUACACACUCGUGUUCCAUGAUAGAUGCCUCAGAGCAGAGAACUAUCUCCCUUAAAUAAUUGGCAGCACAGAAAAAGUCGCCCAAAGUGAGACAUCGCUUCUUCUGCGCAAAAUGCAAUGGAUUGGAUUGAUAUUUCUUCGAUCCGCAGAUGUCUCACUUUAAGACUUCUGUGGGCAUGUGUAUGCCGGCAUUUUUCGUUCACCAAUACACAAAAAGAUUAACCAGUGCUGCCAAUAGUUCAUCCACUGAUACACACACGCACACACAGCACUCAAGCCUCCACGACCUCUGACUGGGCAGCACUGUCGUGGUAGGCGUCUGUGUCGGGCAGUAAUUCCGAGAAACUUCAGCGUGUAUUAGUAGACCACUCCGCAUAAAUAAAAUAAAUUUACCAUAAAUCAAUUUUUUUUGUGCAACCGAUCGCCAUAAACAAACGAACAGACGACUGGGAUCCGAUUGCUUCCAUUUCGCUCGAAGCAGUGAAGGUUCUCGUUCAGCGGUGUUUCUUUCCAAUAAACAUUUUCAUUUCUUUCUCGCACAAAAAGAUGUCGGAGAAUAGCUUCAACUCAAAGUAUUUGGACGAUGACGAUGAGGACGAUGCGAUUGCUGCCUCUGAGGGCAAAGUUUCGAGCCAGGUGGCCAAGCGCAUCUGGCAGCCAACCAUCGAUGAUACUACCCCUGGGGUCUGGGAGCCGCCCGAGAAGCCCCUGCCCCACGUGGAGGAGGAUGCUCCGAUGAGUGCCGAGGCCCUGGCGGAGGCUCUAGCGGUGAGCGAGACCGCCUCGGACUUUAUACACAAAGUGGAGCGCUCUCUCUACGGCGACAACAGCAAGGAGAACGGCUCCGCCAGUACUUCAAGGCGGCCGAGAAUUAUUCGCUGUUUGGCGCCAACUACAUGGGCUUGGAGGAGGACAAGAACAAAAAACCGCCGCCGGGCUUCGACCAAAGCUCCAGUCAGAUUGCGGCUGGAUCGGCCGGAGUAUCCGGCCAAAGCUACUCGGGUCACUGGAAAACGGUCAAACUGGUCAAAAGACCAGUCCAACGCCUUCCUCUUCGAGGAGGACGUGCGGCAGCUGGCCGUCGGCUGGACCCACAAUGCGGCGCUGCUCCGCAACAACGAGAUCCUCAUGUGGGGCCGCAAGUGCUACGGACAGCUGGGCACGGGCUCGAUCAGCGAGCAGCAGGCGGUGCCCCAGCCACUGAGCCUCCGACUGCCCGACGGCCAAACGCCUGCUCGCGUGCACAUGGGGGCAGAGCACGGCCUGCUGCGGACUACAGCCGGCGAGAUCUACACCUGGGGCUGGAACGAGCACGGAAACUGUGGCAACAACAGUACAGAGAAUGUGUAA